Messenger RNA from Terrapene triunguis (Three-toed box turtle), 1263 nucleotides. Its product is annotated as interferon-inducible GTPase 5-like. The coding region runs from base 1 to 1263 and encodes 420 amino acids. The transcript has a single exon. Lineage: Eukaryota; Metazoa; Chordata; Testudines; Emydidae. The record is from RefSeq and is a predicted model, not a curated record. Gene Ontology annotation, molecular function: GTP binding; GTPase activity. Gene Ontology annotation, cellular component: membrane.
AUGGAGUCCGCCUCAGUGCUCAGGAAGAAUAUGGAGUUAAUCUCAGCUCCCAUGGAAGCUCUGGAUCUAGGGUUGGACCCAAAGGAACUCUUCAAUGUCUCCAUAAAGGUGUUUGAGGAGUUCCUGGAUCUUUUCAAAGACAAAGAACAGGCUGAAGUGGCUUCUAUAGCACAGGCAGAGCUGGAAUCGUUCAAAUCCACCAUCCUCAACAUCGCAGUCACGGGGGAGACGGGCGCAGGGAAAUCGUCCUUCAUCAACGCCCUCCGGGGACUGACUGCUGAGGAUGACGGGGCUGCCCCAACUGGGGUGACAGAAACGACGACGAAGCCCACUGUUUAUCCCUAUCCAAACCACCCCAACGUGAGGCUGUGGGACCUGCCCGGUAUUGGCGCCCCAGAUUUUCAGCCAAACACGUACCUGAAGCAGGUGAACUUCAAAUGCUAUGACUUCUUCGUGAUCAUUGCUUCGGAGCGCUUCAAAGGCAUCCACAUGGCCCUGGCCCGGGAGAUCGAGAGGAUGGGGAAGAGGUUCUACUUUGUGCGCUCCAAGGUGGAUGAAGACUUGCGCAAUGAAGAAAGGGAUCACCCUAGAACAUUCAGGGAGGAGAGUGUCCUGCAGCGACUCAAGAUGGACUGCAGGAAACACCUGCAAAAGGCAGGGAUCAGCAACCCAAAGAUUUUCCUUCUCUCCAGCUGUGAAUUCACCAAGUAUGAUGCUCCUGUCCUGGUCAAGACUUUGCAGGAUGAUCUCCAAGGUCUGCAGAGACUUGCCUUUCUGCUCAGUCUGCCAAACCUGUCUGCCGAAAUCAUAGAGGAGAAGAAAGCUGCCCUGAAGAAGUGGAUAUGGCGAAUAUCUCUCACGUCGGCUUUUGUCAAUGUCAUUCCUAUUCCAGGGAUCUCUGUUGCUUGUGAUAUUAGCAUCCUGCUAGGAUCCAUGAUUGCCUUCUACAAGUACUUCGGCCUAGAUGACGGCUCCUUGGCUAAUCUGGCCAGGCAGACUGGGAAACCGAUAGCGGAGCUGAAGGCUGUUAUCAUAUCUCCUGAGGCAAAAGAAAUAAACAGAGAUGUUGUAAUCAAACUGCUGCUAAAGACGAGUUUGCCUAAAUUAACUGCAUAUGUACCAGUGCUUGGUCCCAUGUUAACUGCGGGAAUCUCUUUUUUAACCACCUACUUCAUGCUGUUGAGAUUUCUCAAUGAAGUGGCUGAAGAUGCCGAAAGGGUUCGGAAGACCGCUUUGAAGGAAGACGGGAAAAAGCAUAAAUGA